Molecule: messenger RNA, 1754 nt
Organism: Egretta garzetta (little egret)
Lineage: Eukaryota; Metazoa; Chordata; Aves; Pelecaniformes; Ardeidae
Gene: CCDC32
Product: coiled-coil domain containing 32
Exons: 4
Coding region: 33-569 (178 amino acids)
Biological process (GO): cilium organization
Source: RefSeq, a predicted model, not a curated record
CACAGGUCCCGGGGGGACGAGAGGGCUCCACGAUGAGGAUGAUCGAGAGCGUUGACUCUGUGGUCACCAGGCCCAGCGAAGACCUCUGGGCCGAAAUCUGUUCGUGCCUGCCCCAUCCCGAGCAGAAGGAUGCUAGCGAUGCUUUUACAGACUCCUUCAUGGAUUCCUACGCUGAUGGAGGAAGCCAGGGCAGCGGAUCAGGUGGCUCUUCCCAAGCAAAUCCGAAGCCGUGGGCACCUCUGAACGAUUCAGAGGUGUAUUUAGCAUCCCUUGAGAGAAGACUGAUGAGAAUUAAGGGCUUGUCUCAAGAGGUGACCUCCAAGGAUAUGCUGCGCACGCUCUCCCAGGCUAAGAAGGAAUGCUGGGACAGGUUCCUGCAGGAGAAGUUCGAGUCUGAAGUUUAUCUAGAGGGACAGGACUCUGAUGAGAGCACGCUGGAGCAUCUAAAGCGAUGGCUGCACCCUGAUAAAGUGGCAGUCAAUACCGAGGAGGUACAGUACCUCAUCCCUCCAGAAUCUCAGCCAGAGAAGCGGGAGACCGAGGAAGAACCUCCAGCUGCAGAGCAGUGAGGUACACGCUAGCCAUGCCACAGAGCCACCGCUUGGCCGAACCCUGACGAAGCUGUAUCCAGCCACAGUAAUAACGGGGGGGGAGGUAGGGGGAAGUGCCAGUUAUCAGUCAUUUAAAAACCAAAAAAACCCCAACACACAGAAAAACCCAGCUCUGGACCUCCAGAGGUAGCGACUGGCAUUUGUUACAGACAAGAGUGGAAUGCCUGUGGCAGCGUACACUGAACUGAAAUCUUAACUUUGGUCUUCUCCCAGCCCGUAGCAACCUGAUCAUUCCUGUCUGACUGUGAAUCGUUUGUAAUUCAUCAGGAAACACAUUAAAAAUGCAGCUGUUCAGAAGCAUUGGAAAACAUAAUGGUCUAGAACAGAACAGAAAGCCACUGAAUCGGUUUUUCUUCCUGUCUUGUACCUUAUUUGUUACUCAGUUGGGCGUAUUGGGGUUUGGUUUUUUUUUUCCCCCCUUUCCUGCAAAGUCCACUGUGGGGUUUUCUAUAGAUCUUCACUGCCUAAGUCCAAGCUGGCCCCGAGCUGUGCCUGGAGGCAGACAGAUAUUUUUCACCUGCAUGAAUUUGGAACCCUCAUUGCAAUCACUGAAUUGAUGGUGUCGCUGCCACUGUAACUCUUUACCAUUCCUCUCGACCUAAGGUGCCCUCCUACACUAUCCUGUGUUAUAGGCCAAACUCUCUAUGAUAGAAUAGACUGGGGGAGGGGUAUUUUUGUCUCUUGUUGAUCAUUUUGUACCUGUUCUUGAUCUCCAGCCUCUCCAAAAGAGGGUCGGGAGAUUCUGUGCCGGGAAACCAAGAGCAAUCACCAGGGAGGCUACAAAUAACUUGUUUUCAUCACAGACUUGCAUAGAAUUAUCUGACUUUAAAUACAUUCUAGUACUGAACUGGUUUCACAUCCUGUUUAACUCUGCAGCAGGUUAUUUCCCAUUACUAAUCAAAGAAUCUGACGCUUCUUUAACCAGCGCUUUCUGUCUUGGCAUUGACACCAAAGGUCGAUAGAGGGAAGCAGCGCACGUCUUCUGUCAGAUAAAGCUGGUUAAGACAGAAGCUGGAAGGGGUAGUUCUCGUAGUUUACCCACUCUAGGUUCAUACCAUCUUCAGUACGUACCUGUAUGGAAAUACGUUUUUAAAAGCAGCUGCUCCAUACACCUCCCUUGUUUCCUCUCUCUGAAAUUGUAAG